Molecule: messenger RNA, 792 nt
Organism: Bolinopsis microptera
Lineage: Eukaryota; Metazoa; Ctenophora; Tentaculata; Lobata; Bolinopsidae
Exons: 4
Coding region: 56-529 (157 amino acids)
Molecular function (GO): peptidase inhibitor activity
Source: RefSeq, a predicted model, not a curated record
UACAAAAUUAUAACAGAUUAUAAUUGUAGCGAAACUUUUGUUUUCAACAAUCAACAUGAAGAUCUUCAUACUUCUCGGAUGUGUAGUUGCCCUCGGACUGGCUUUUCCUUCGAGCAUGGGUGAUUUCUGCUUCUUCAACCAGCAGAUUUACAACGCAGGAGACAGCUUCAUGGAUGGAUGCAGUAGCUGCACCUGUAACCAGGGAGGUGAGGUGAGCUGUGAUCACAUGCUCUGUCCUCCUUGUCACUACAUGGACGGUUCUGGAAAAACAAUGCGAGCAUGGGGCCCCUACAGUGACGGCUGCAACCAGUGCAUCUGUACCCACGACGGACUGGCUCUCUGUACCUCCAUGUGGUGUCCUCACAAAUGUCACGUGACUAACGACGAUGGAGCUGCUGGCUGGGUCGACUUUGACACAACUCUCAUCCACAUGCCUGAGGAAGAGGAUGCUUGCCCCAAGGUGUGCACCUGCAAACCCAACACUAUGUGGCUAGGAACUGCUUCUUACGAGUGCGAGGAGGCAUGCUAGAGAAACUGAGACCCGGAACCAACGUCCUUCUGUUGGAUUCUCAAUCCAAGGACAAGGCGAUGAACAUGUUUUUGAGAAUGUAGAAACUUUUAAUCUUUACAGUGACUUGUAAGAAUUUAAAAUGUUGACAAAUGCAACUCUCAAUAUUAAAUUUUUGAAUGAUUUUUUCACGUGAACAAACGUUUAGAAUUUUAAAACUGUUGUGUAAGGAAAAAUAGUAUUAAUUAUAUAAACUAUUUUCAUUAGCAAAAUAUAAAAAAUUA